UUUAUUGAUAUGCUGCUCCAGUUCUUCCACCCACAUCUCAAGUGAAGGAGCUCAUCUCCGGUUUUGCAUCUCCCUGAUGGCUACCAUGAAUGGAACGCAGAGCACCUGGCAGGCAGAAGCUUCAAGGGGAAUCCAAAUCACAGUUACUGUGCUCAUCUUCCUGGUGGGCGUCCCUCUGAAUGCGCUAGUGGUUUGGGCACUCGGAUUUCGGAGUCGUCGUCACCUGGUGCGCAGAGGCAGUAAUGAGGAGACGCGUGCUGCCAGCAGUUUCCGUGUCUAUGUCCUGAACCUGGCCCUGGCUGAUCUGGUGCUGAUCCUGCGGACCCCACUCAUGUUAGGCUACCUCGUUCACAACAACAGGUGGCCAUUCGGGGAUACUUUCUGCCGCCUGGUCAUGUUCCUGCGGGUCCUCGGAUUGUAUGCCGCUGCUUUCCUGCUCUGUGCUGUGGCUCUGGAGCGAUGCUUGUGCCUGCUGAGGCCAGUGUGGGCUCGACUGCGACGACCUGCCUGGGCUGUCCCUUUGGCCUGUGGCCUCAUAUGGCUGAUUGCUACCAUCCUGUCUGCCCCCUACCUCUACUUCGCCAUCCUCCAGGAGUACAAUGGGACAUUACAGUGCAAGGAGAGUGGAGAGUUCAACAAGGGGUUGUUCCUAACAGAAACUAUAGUAGGUUUCAUGUUGCCCAUGCUGGGGUUCCUGGGAAGCAACCUGGCUGUUUUUCUCACUAUUAAGAAUGCAGGACCUCCAACACCCACUUCCUCCAGUCCUUCACUUGCCCGCAAGAUGAUGAGGCUGUACCACGUGCUCUUUUUCACCAUGCUCCUCUUCCUCACCUGCUGGGUGCCCUAUUUUGUCUGUCGAUUUAUACAGGCUUUGGCCGACCCAAACUCUGCACGAUAUUAUGCAGCAAGCAAUAGCAAAUACAUAUCUCUGUACCUGGUGUACAUCAAAAGUGCUCUGAACCCUGUGCUCUACGUGUUUGCUGCCAGAGGCUUAGGCCGUGCCAUCAAAGCUUCAGUGGUCUCCACUAUUGACCGACUUUUCAACGACGACUCCACAGACUCUAUACGACGGAAGUCACUGAAGAACUCGCAGAUGUAACAGAGAGGCCAGUGAUGUUGUAAUGCUUUUGCAUUUUAAUUCAGUACUUCUUAAGCAUUAAUCUUGAAUUUGUAUUUCUCCAUUUGUGCAAAUUACUCACCCCCUUUAAAAUGUGAGUUGUGUAAAUAAAAUACAGAAGUGGAAAGGUUUGGGCUACUAUAAAUGAAUGUAUUUCAAAGGGUCUGAAAGCCACAGCUAAUACUGUAAGUACUGCUUUGCUUUAAUAUGACACUUUCUACAUGCAGAGAUGUGAUCCUAACUGGUCUGUGCAUUUCAAGGAGCUUGACUGUUAAUGACUUGUUGUGAAUGCACAUAUUUUUUUGUUAUUUCUCAGGCUAUUAAAGAUUUUGAGAAUUUGAA
This is a messenger RNA of Archocentrus centrarchus (flier cichlid), 1459 nucleotides long. RefSeq names its product C5a anaphylatoxin chemotactic receptor 1. The record is from RefSeq and is a predicted model, not a curated record. The transcript is spliced from 3 exons. Lineage: Eukaryota; Metazoa; Chordata; Actinopteri; Cichliformes; Cichlidae. The coding region runs from base 77 to 1099 and encodes 340 amino acids. Gene Ontology annotation, biological process: positive regulation of cytosolic calcium ion concentration; complement receptor mediated signaling pathway; phospholipase C-activating G protein-coupled receptor signaling pathway. Gene Ontology annotation, molecular function: G protein-coupled receptor activity; complement component C5a receptor activity. Gene Ontology annotation, cellular component: plasma membrane.